AUGUCUUACAGUGGUGGAAACUCGCGCGGCGGCGAUUCCUACCGCUCCCGCGGUGGUGACAACGGCUACUCCGGCGGCGGCGGCGGCGGCUACUCCAACGGGGGUGGCUACGGCGGCGGCGGCGGUGGUGGUUACAGCGGUGGUGGUGGUGGCUACGGCGGUGGUCGCGGUGGCGGCUACGGCGGCGGUGGUGGUGGUUUCGGUGGUGCUGGUGGUGACCGCAUGUCUAACCUUGGCGCCGGCCUGAAGGUCCAGGAUUGGGACAUGAACACCCUUCCCAAGUUCGAGAAGUCCUUCUACAAGGAGCACCCCGAUGUCUCCGCCCGCUCAGAUGCUGAUGUUGAGGCCUUCCGCAAGAAGAUGGAGAUGGCCGUUCAGGGUCGCGGUGUCCCUCGCCCCGUCGAGAACUUCGAUGAGGCUGGCUUCCCCCAAUACGUCCUGUCCGAGGUUAAGGCUCAGGGCUUUGAACGCCCCACUGCUAUUCAGUCUCAGGGUUGGCCCAUGGCUCUCUCUGGACGCGACGUUGUCGGUAUCGCCGAGACCGGUUCCGGAAAGACCCUCUCCUACUGUCUUCCCGCUAUUGUUCACAUCAACGCCCAGCCUCUCCUGGCCCCGGGUGAUGGCCCCAUUGUCCUUAUUUUGGCUCCCACUCGUGAGCUUGCUGUUCAGAUUCAGACUGAGAUCAGCAAGUUCGGCAAGUCCUCUCGCAUCCGUAACACCUGUGUCUACGGCGGUGUCCCCAAGGGUCCCCAGAUUCGUGACCUGUCCCGCGGUGUUGAGGUGUGCAUUGCCACCCCUGGUCGUCUGAUUGACAUGCUGGAGGCUGGCCGCACCAACUUGCGCCGUGUCACCUACCUUGUCCUUGAUGAGGCUGAUCGUAUGCUGGACAUGGGUUUCGAGCCCCAGAUUCGCAAGAUCAUUGGCCAGAUUCGCCCUGACCGUCAGACCUGCAUGUGGUCCGCUACCUGGCCCAAGGAGGUCCGUCAGCUUGCCAAGGACUUCCUGAACGACUACAUUCAGGUUAACAUCGGUUCUAUGGACCUGUCCGCUAACCACCGCAUCACCCAAAUCGUUGAAAUUAUGUCGGACUUCGAGAAGCGUGACCGCAUGAUCAAGCACAUGGAGAAGAUUAUGGAGGAUCGCUCCAACAAGAUUCUCAUCUUCACUGGUACCAAGCGUAUCGCUGACGAAAUUACUCGCUUCCUUCGCCAGGACGGAUGGCCCGCGCUGUCCAUUCACGGUGACAAGCAGCAGCAGGAGCGUGACUGGGUCCUCAACGAAUUCAAGCAGGGCAAGAGCCCCAUCAUGGUGGCCACCGACGUGGCUUCCCGUGGUAUCGAUGUGCGCGACAUCACUCAUGUCCUGAACUAUGACUACCCCAACAACUCGGAGGACUAUGUCCACCGUAUCGGUCGUACUGGCCGUGCUGGUGCCAAGGGUACCGCCAUCACCUUCUUUACCACUGAAAGUGAGUUGUUUAUUGCCCCCGAGACUGUCCCUGACUCUAAGCAGGCUCGUGACUUGGUCACCAUUCUCACUGAGGCCAAGCAGCAAAUUGACCCCCGUCUCGCUGAGAUGGUCCGCUACAGCGGUGGUGGCGGCGGUGGUGGCCGCUGGGGUGGCCGUGGAGGUUGGGGUGGCCGUGGCCGUGGCCGUGGUGGCGGCGGUGGCCGUGGCGGCAGCUUCACUGCCUCCAACGCUGCUCCCCUCGGCGAUGCCCGUCGUUGGUAA
Messenger RNA from Penicillium canariense, 1731 nucleotides. Its product is annotated as DEAD-box ATP-dependent RNA helicase DBP2. Gene Ontology annotation, cellular component: ribonucleoprotein complex; nucleus; cytoplasm. The transcript is spliced from 6 exons. Gene Ontology annotation, biological process: rRNA processing. Lineage: Eukaryota; Fungi; Ascomycota; Eurotiomycetes; Eurotiales; Aspergillaceae. The record is from RefSeq and is a predicted model, not a curated record. Bases 1 to 1731 code for a protein of 576 amino acids. Gene Ontology annotation, molecular function: RNA binding; ATP binding; RNA helicase activity.